Xiphophorus maculatus (southern platyfish) is the source of this 6752-nucleotide messenger RNA. RefSeq names its product MAP/microtubule affinity-regulating kinase 4 (gene mark4a). NCBI's taxonomy places the organism in Eukaryota, Metazoa, Chordata, Actinopteri, Cyprinodontiformes, Poeciliidae. Gene Ontology annotation, molecular function: ATP binding; protein binding; protein serine/threonine kinase activity. Gene Ontology annotation, cellular component: cytoplasm. The record is from RefSeq and is a predicted model, not a curated record. The coding region runs from base 52 to 2352 and encodes 766 amino acids. Gene Ontology annotation, biological process: protein phosphorylation; microtubule cytoskeleton organization; intracellular signal transduction. The transcript is spliced from 17 exons.
GGAAAAUUAAGAGGAGGUGUGGGGGGGGAGAGAGAGAAAGAGAAGGAAAACAUGUCGUCUCGAUCUGCAUUACAGUCUGGAAACGACAGGAGCACGGGAGAUCAUCAUGUGCCGCUCGGUGCCAGCCGCGCAGACAAGGCCACGAGCCAGUCCAGCCGCUCUCUCGGUGCCCGGUGCAGGAACUCCAUCGCCUCCUGCUCAGACGAGCAGCCGCACAUCGGCAACUACCGUCUGCUCAAGACCAUUGGCAAGGGAAACUUUGCCAAAGUCAAGCUGGCGCGCCACAUCCUGACAGGCAGGGAGGUUGCAAUAAAAAUCAUUGACAAAACCCAGUUGAACCCAACCAGUCUGCAAAAGCUUUUUCGGGAGGUACGAAUAAUGAAAGGCUUAAAUCACCCUAACAUAGUGAAGCUGUUUGAGGUGAUAGAGACGGAGAAGACCCUUUACCUUGUUAUGGAGUAUGCCAGUGGAGGCGAAGUGUUUGACUACCUCGUGUCACAUGGGAGGAUGAAGGAGGUCGAAGCCAGAGCCAAAUUCCGACAGAUUGUCUCUGCCGUCCACUACUGCCACACCAAGAACAUCGUCCACAGAGAUUUGAAGGCGGAGAACCUUCUGCUGGACGCCGACGCCAACAUCAAGAUUGCUGAUUUCGGCUUCAGCAACGAGUUCACGCUGGGGAACAAGCUGGACACGUUCUGUGGCUCCCCGCCCUACGCCGCACCUGAGCUUUUCCAGGGAAAGAAGUACGACGGGCCUGAGGUGGACGUCUGGAGCCUGGGAGUCAUUCUUUACACGCUGGUCAGCGGUUCUCUGCCGUUCGACGGCCAGAAUCUAAAGGAGCUGAGAGAGCGUGUGCUGAGGGGAAAGUAUCGUGUGCCCUUUUACAUGUCAACCGACUGCGAGGGCAUCCUUCGCCGUUUUCUGGUGCUGAACCCCGCCAAACGCUGCACGCUCGAGCAAGUCAUGAAGGACAAAUGGAUAAAUACAGGGUACGAGGGGGACGACCUGAAGCCCCAUAUAGAGCCCGUGGAGGACUACAGCGACCCGACUCGCAUAGAGGUGAUGGUUGGGAUGGGCUUCACCCCUGAAGAAAUCAAAGACGCUCUCCUGAAUCAGAAAUACAACGAGGUCACCGCCACCUACCUGCUGCUGGGUCGAAAAGGCGACGAAAGCAGUGAUGCUCGCAGUGCUAGUACACUGUCUCUGGCGAGGGUCCGACCCAGCCCCAUCACCAACGGGACGAACAAGCACUCCUCAGCCACUGGCUCCUCUUCCUCCUCCACCUCCUCUUCCCACAGCAAGUCGCAGCGCAGUGCCUCCACCUACCACCGACAACGGCGACACAGCGACUUCUUCCUCCACAACAAAGGCGGGCCUUCCAUGCCCGUCAUGCACCCCAAGCGGAGCCCGACCAGCACCGGGGACCGGGAGCUGCGGGAGGGCCGGAUGCCUUCACGUAAAGCCAGCUGCAGCGUAAUGGGGAGCCACAGCCUUCCUCCCUCCAGCCCGAUGGUCAGCAGUGCCAACAACCCCAAUAAGUCUGAAAUCCCAGACCGCCGCAAAGACAUGACUGCCACCACGAAUAACAUCCCGGGAAGCACCAUGACACGCCGGAAUACAUACGUGUGCACAGACCGCUCAGGUGCUGACAGGCACUCUCUUCUGCAGAACGGCAAAGAAAACAGCUCUCUGGGCCACCGCAUGCCCACAGCGUCCCCCUCCACGCUCAGCAUGGCCGGAGCCGGCGCAGCUUCCUCCUCUUCCUCAUCGGACAGAUGCCGCCUGACACGAGGAUCCACGAUCCGCAGCACCUUCCACGGGGGUCAGCUGAGGGAUCGCGGUCCACCGGUCUACUCUGCCCCGCCCACAUCGCCCACCCUGUCCCACCACGAUGCCAGCCCGCUGCCCCAUGCACGCACCAGGGCGACCUCCAACCUCUUCACCAAGCUGACCUCCAAACUCACUCGCAGGGUCACAAAUGAAUCUGAGGGAAUCAGGAGAUUUGCGGUCACAAGUUGCCAUCUACCUGGGUAUCAAAAAGCGUCCGAGCCCCGGGCCGUCGGACGUGGCUGGAAUCUGAGAGGUGGUGGGCGGCGGGACCCUGCGGAGGUGGUACUGGCUCUGCGGGAGGCAGCGCUCGGAUGUGGCUGCCAGGUCCACCAUUCCGGCCCCUUUCUGCUCUCCUGCACCCACGGCGUGGCAGGGGGCCGCGUGGCUUUCGAGGCCGAGGUGUGCCAUCUAUCCACGGGCACCUCCGAGACGUCUAAUGGGGUACGCUACACGCGACUCUGGGGGGCACCGCUAGCUUUUCGGGACAUCGCUACCCAAAUCUCGAAGGACCUUGAGCUUUGAGCCAGAGGGAGUGUUUGCAUCGAGAGUGUGUUUUUGUGCGUUUAUGUGUGUGCGCCAGUGAAUUCAAGUAGGUAAUGGGGGGGGGACAGAGACGGGGGCAAGGGGCUGGACCCUUUCAGGAAUACCCCCUCUGCACACACACAUAGACUCACACACACCUGAGCAGUAAGGUAACGCUGACCGAAGCACCCCAACGUCCACCCAAUCACCGCACCCAGCUCAGCCAGCUUCUUCACUGAGCUACUGCAACCACUGGAUCUGGAUUAGAUGGAUUCUAGUUGAAUAUUUUUUAUUGCUACUCUUAGCCAUAAUGACUCUUUAUUUUGUUAUGCUCUGGUCCUUGUUUUUACCCACUGUCACUCUCAUCUCCACAGAAAGAAACAUCCCUAUGCUGUCAGACUUCACUGACCACCAAGUCCUUUUUUAAGCUCUUUUUAUAUGACAGUCACACGUACUGUUUCAUUCUAUUUUCCCCCUUUUGAUCACUUACGGACAGUCACUUACAUGAUAACAUGUCCAACUCUGUGAUCAUAUGGGCAAAGACGAAGGGUUGCAUUGCAUUGACUCAUGGGCACAGUCUGGCAAUGACUACGUCAGAUUAAGGUCAAUGGGAGUUGAUGUGUCUGUCAAGGCCAAUCAGAGGCUAACGUGGAGUAACAAUAGCCAAUCAGGGAGGUAUUCUAAGUCCAAAAAGCCAAUGAGAUUUCCAAGUUCAUGAACUUGUGGAGCAAAGCUAUUCAGUUGGCAUUGUUUUGUCUGAGAUUCUCACAGCGUUGUAACUUUUUGUAAUCAUCACUGUAAUACUGCUGACUUAAAACAAAAAUCCAUAACAUGGUCGAAUUACUUUUAUAUAUAUAUAUAAAAAAAACAUCAAUACUUUCUUCACAACUGGAAAGUAAAAAAUGAAAGACAUAAUUUUUGGUCAAAUUGGUUCCCAUGCAGUUCCCACAAAAACCGUGAGCAAAAUACUUCAGCUUUACAGAGCGACAGUAUUAACACAAAAAUGUAUUAGCCCAAUAUGAUUGCUUUAAAAAAAAGAGAGAAAUAAGAUUAUCAUUUCUGCAAAAAUAAUAUCAAAAUGGUAUAUUACUAUUAUAGCUACAAUAACAUUUAGUUCCCUUCCCUGACAUAUGGAAAGUGUUAGUGUUAAGUCAUUGUUGCAAAAUCUGUGCUAAACUAUUUCAUGUACUUGAGAAUCUAAUAAAAACUAAAAAUAUUCCAGCCACAAGCGUCAUAAAAUCUAAAGUCAAUGUCAAAUAAACCAUCAGAACCAGAAGGCUGUAUUAAAAGAUUAUUUAAACAUAUAAAAUUGUGUCAUACCUAAGCUAAAAUAUGAAAUGGCCUUCUUCUGCUUAGUAGUACUUCAUAAGUAAACAAUAAACCCAAGUCUAGCAAUCUGUUAGCAACUCAUUAAUUAGCCUCAGUAGCAAUGUGCCAGCAGGCUUUUUUUUUACUGACAGGCAAGGUAACUCUCAAAGCUUGUUGCUAUGAUCUGUUUGCAAACACAGCUACCUUAUUAAAAGCGAUGGUUGAGUGGAAAUAUCUUUCAGCACAAGCUUUGUGUUUGUUGACAAGAAUUCCCUUCCUUUAGCCAGCUAGCUAUCAGGACCCAGCAACAGCUUGGGAAGCGCCACUCGGUGCCGCACAAGAAAAUUCCAGUCGUUCCGGGACUCUUUCUGGAAUCCUCCUGGAAUUAUAUGAAACUGAAGACGCAAAAGACUACGACGUAAAACGUUUGUAGUAAUGACACUGUGACUUGAAAACGGUUUGAAGUUAAACAUUAUUGUGCUUAGAGAUGAGGUUUUGUCCCACUUUUCAACUUUAUUCAAUUAAAAUCAUGAUUUGUAUCUGUUCGUAAACAGAAUUUGUUUGCUUAAACCAAUAUCAGUGUUUUACUAAAUUGUGGGAACAGAUAAAUCUAGGUUUAGGGUUAUGAAUACAGACACUAUCCAUUUGCUCAAAAUCCUCAGGUAACAGAACAACAUUUUACCUGUUUGAAUAGGGAAAGAAUGACAGAUUCUGAAUACAGUUGAAAUUAGUUUCUUUUGUAGCGUGAAGGCUCUCCAUUAUAAAUAGGUUGAAGAACUCUGUCAUCCAGGGGGAGCUGAGAGUAGAGACUUAAGUGGUUAGGGUAUUUGAUCAGACUGUUUCUGUCUGAAGGUCUUCCAGUAACGACCCAGAAAGAACUGGAGGGACUAUGUUUCCCUUCUGACCCGGGGAUUCCCCAGAAUGAGCUGAUGAGUGUUUCUGGUGAGCGGGGUGUCUGGGAUUCCUCUCUGGAUCUGUUAGUCCCACGAUGUCAGAUACGAGGGAGAGGAUGUUUGGUGCGCAUUGAUGUUUGGAAUCUUUCAACCAGAACCAUGUCACCAACUUUCCCCUACAAAACAGUCUUUCAAUGCUCUGCAGAAUAACAAGCAACACUGCAACUCUACGGUACUAUCAAUGCAAUGCAACUCUUGUGUUGACUCUAUUCUGUGCCAUGUGAUCUCACCUUGCUCAUCAUCUCUUGUUGGUGGGAAACACCAAAACAUGGAUCAGCCAAGCAGCAGCACCUCUCAUUCCACCUCACCCUUACAUGCUGAGGUCAUGUACUCUCCCAAAUGUGCACCUCUUUACCCCUGUAGCCCCGUACAAGAACUGCUCAGUCCAUUAUUGGUGACUCUGGAGAUCAGGGGAGAGUUCUGUACCUGGACAGGCACAAUGGAGGCAAUGUGGAUACUGUUUUCUUCUUGUUAGUCCAGUUGCCUUUAAAGUGAACACCCCCCAGCGCCUUCAUACAGUACUUAUUUAAUGUAAAAAAGGAAAAAAAACAAAAAACUGAGAAAGCUUUCUAUGCUCCCUCCCUGUUUUUAGUGAACAAUGUACUGUGAUAUUUGCGUAGACUACAGAGGUCAUAUUGUUUGGCUGCUGAUUUACUGUUAAAACUUUCUCUCAGUUGUGGUUUUAAUCAUGGUAACCCAAACUAACCAACCCCAUCCCACCUCCACCCCCACAUGUUCACACCCAUCAGGACUUCACCAACUUCCUCGACUUAAACUCAUCGAUCCUUCAUACUCACCAAGAACUUUUUUGUAUGAGUCACAGUGAGUGUUUUGGCUUCAUCCCCCCUCCACCGCCCCCACAGGGAAACAAUCAGCCGUAUUUCACUCUGUCAUGUCGUGUGGAAUCUUCUCGGUCCUGUUUGGUGUGUGCUGCUUCUGGGAGUCCAACAGGGGACCUGCUGUCCCCCCACCCCUCAGGUUGAGAAGCACGCACCAACAUGGACGCCAGGAGUCUGUCCUUGUCCUCUCCCUGGACGGUUUUCAUUGUGGUGUAUAUUAGCAUUAGGUAAUAUAGACCUCAAUGCACUUUGCUUUGACUUGAAUCAGCUCCCUCCAGUGUACCUGUUUAGGUCAUGCCCAGUACUAGUCACUGGAGGGCGCCAAUGUCUUAAAUGUGAAACACUUCAAUUUGUGGAUAUUUGCACAGGUACUUUAUUUAUUUUUUAGAAUAAUAUCAUUAAAAAAACAGGAUUUAUAUCAGUCAGUUGAUGGCUGUAUAUAAAAUAUAUGAAUAUAGUAUAUAUCUUAGAGCUCAAGGUUUAUUUAUAGUUAGAACAGGGGAAGUAAUUCUAGAUUAAAACUGUUUCUGUCAGUGAUAUGGGGGAGCAAAACCAACCUGCAAUCCUGCAUGACUUCAGAGUUUGGAUUAUGAUGGGGAAAAAUGAACUAUGAUGCACAUCUUGGAUUGGAGGCUUUAUGAAACGCAGACACCAUCAGUUUGUACAAGCUAAUUGCUCAAUGAAGCUCCAUCCCCUGCCCCCUUAAACUUACCCUCUUUUGACAGAAACAAACAGAAGGGCUCCAGUGAGAUACGGUAACUUUCUUCCACCUCGUUGUUUGACGAUAGAGAUUUAACUUGAAUUCACACAAAUCCUGCUAAUGCCAUGACGCGGUUAAAAAGCCCAGAGUUGCAAGCAAGCCAUAGAAAAGCUAUACUACUGGUGUGUGAUCUUAAAUGUGUGUGGAAAAAAAAAAGAUUAUUCCUUCGAGUCACACAACUCACUGUUAUUGUUUAAGAUGGGGUGACAUUGUCUUGAAGUGUGAAGAAUUACUGUGAAGACUUUUUAAAGGAGUAUUUAUUGAUGGGAGUUCUGAGGAAGAGAGUCCGGUCUGGUUGUUGGGAACAGAACAGUAUUACAAGCCCAGUUGGCUCAGUAUUUUACACCAACUUCAUUUCUAAAAGAAUUUUCAGAACAGCUGAUGUUAUAUGCAAAACAAACGUAGGAAUAGUCACAGUCUGACUCUGCUCUGCUGUUAAAUUUCUUCCCACAGAAGCAAAAUUGUAAACUGAGACUGGGUGGUUGUGGUAUCUGAAGAGAACAAGGAGCUGAAGUUGAAUAAAAUUCACUGAUGUUGGCA